GAAAGUGAAACAGUCUACAGCAGAAACUCGCAGUGUAAACACGUAGUUUUCAAACUCGGAUAGUAAAAUCUCGUUAUUUUGAAAUCAAAAUGGGUCUUACAGCUCAACAGAAGGACGCUUAUACUCAAUUCUUCAAAGACACUGAUGUUGACGGCAAUAACCACUUAACAAAGGUGGAAUUGCAUACUAUGAUCACGAAAAAGCUCAAACUUAAACUUUCGGACGCUGAAGUUAUGGAGAUGUUUAGCGGUAUUGAUGGUGAUGGAGACGGUAUUGUAACUUUAGACGAAUAUUUGAAUGAAAUGGGAAAAGUUAACCCUAAAGACUUACAAAGAGCCGAUUUUGAACGAAUAUUUGAAACCAUUGAUAAAGAUGGAAGUGGAUUGUUAGAUGGUGGCGAGGUGCAGACAUUAUUUAAACAAUGUGGACACGAUGUAUCAGGUGACGAGAUCGAUGGAAUCAUUUCACAACUAGACAAAGAUGGCGAUGGAAAAAUCAACAUUGCCGAAUUCUUAAAAUUGUUCUAAUGAUUGGUCAUUUUGUUAUUUUUCGUUUUAUUUCAUAUCCACGCUUCAGUUCUAACCAAUCGCCGAACUUUGGUCAGGAUAUAUUUGUUUUUGAUUCUUGGCACUUGCAACGGCAGAGACUGUUUUUAGUCAUGCAUAGCUAAAAAAUUAGAAAACUCAAAUCCGAAGUUACGUUCACCGAGAGGAAUGUCCUUCAAACAGUAACAUGGCCAGCGUUCUGCCACAAAACAUACAAAAUUCGAUUUUAUGUGAACGAUAAUAUCACGGAGCCGAUGACCCGUGCUUUUUCCUCAGUGUGAGUGGGGAUAUGUCUCUAGUUUAAGGGUCCAUUUAAGUUGGGAGAUGUCAAUGAAUAUAAAAUAUUAAAAAUAUUUCCAAUUAUAUAAUUAAACUGAUUAUUUUUUGAAAUUGAACCAAAUCAGUAGCCUCAUUCCAUUUUUUUUUUUGGUUGAUGAUAUUCGGCAAUGACUGGAUUAUUUUUUGGUUGAUGAUAUUCGGCAAUGACUGGAUUAUUUUUGAAUUAAGUACUUUAAUGUUAAAGACAGACCACUGUUUCUCCCUCUCUUGCCUCUAUUUUAUUAUUUUGUAUUAUUAGAUAAUUCUUUUUUUAUUUGUUGACAAAUAAACAAUGUAAACAUUGAAA
This is a messenger RNA of Patella vulgata (common limpet), 1170 nucleotides long. RefSeq names its product squidulin-like. Gene Ontology annotation, molecular function: calcium ion binding. Lineage: Eukaryota; Metazoa; Mollusca; Gastropoda; Patellidae. The transcript is spliced from 3 exons. Bases 90 to 527 code for a protein of 145 amino acids. The record is from RefSeq and is a predicted model, not a curated record.